AUUGAAUUCAAAUUUUAAGAACUACAAUUAUGUCAGAGUUGAGUAACUCGAACAAAAGAAACGCUUACCAACAACACAAACUGAAUCUAGUCACAACCCUUUGCAGAUACAAAACAAUCACACAAGAUUGGUGAGGGGUCAAAUAACAUGCAUCAGAUGUGGACACAAUUAGGGUCACUCAUGGCCACAAGCAUGUUCAUAUACACCAUUUUCAUGCGCUUAUUCCCCCCUCCUCUUCAAGCCCGUCUUAGGAAGUACACUCACAAACUCACCUCUUUUGUGUACCCUUACAUCAGAAUCACGUUCCAUGAAUUCACUGGUGAACGCCUCAUGAGGAGUGAGGCUUACAAUGCCAUCCAAACCUACCUCAGUGAACACUCUUCCAAACAAGCCACAAAGCUUAAAGCUGAACUGGUCAAAGUCAAAGACACACACACCCCAUUAGUCCUUAGCAUGGAUGAUAACGAAGAAAUCAUAGAAGAGUUCCAAGGAGUGAAGCUUUGGUGGAGUUCUUACAAAAUCACCCCAAAGACACAGUCUUUUUCUUUUCACCCUGCUUCAGAUGAAAGAAGGUACUUCAAACUCACAUUUCACAAGCGCUAUAGAAGCCUCAUAACCGAGUGUUACCUAAAACAUGUGUUGGAAGAAGCAAAGGCUAUUGAGAUGAAGAAUAGGCAACUUAAGCUUUAUACUAAUAGCAAGACAAGGUGGAGUCAUGUGGUUUUUGAGCAUCCUGCAACCUUUGAAACACUUGCAAUGAACCCAACGAAGAAAGAGGAUGUUAUCAAUGACCUCGUCAAGUUCAAAAGUGGGAGAAGUUACUAUGCCAAAAUUGGUAAGGCUUGGAAAAGAGGGUACUUGCUAUAUGGUCCUCCAGGUACAGGGAAAUCGACUAUGAUAGCUGCUAUGGCUAAUUUCAUGAACUAUGAUGUGUAUGAUCUUGAAUUGACAGCAGUUAAGGAUAAUUCAGAUUUGAGAAGGUUAUUGAUCAACACUUGUAGUAAGUCAGUUAUAGUGAUUGAAGACAUUGAUUGUUCACUUGAUCUCACUGGCCAAAGGAAGAAGAAAAAAGAUGGUAAAGAAAGAAAAGGUUGCGUUAAAAGGGGUGAUAGAGAUGAUGAUGAUGAUGAUGAUAAUGAGAAAGGUAGCAAGGUAACACUUUCUGGGCUAUUGAAUGUUAUAGAUGGGAUUUGGUCAGGUUGUGGGGGAGAGAGGAUCGUGGUUUUCACAACAAAUUUUGUUGAGAAGCUUGAUCCAGCUUUGAUUAGGAGAGGGAGGAUGGAUAAGCACAUAGAAUUGUCCUAUUGUUGCUAUGAGGCAUUCAAAGUGCUUGCCAAGAAUUACUUGGAUGUCGAGUUUCACCAUUUGUUUCCUAGAAUUGAGAAAUUGUUGGAAGAGACAAAGAUGACCCCUGCUGAUGUAGCUGAGAAUUUGAUGCCAAAGUCAUUGAAUGAAGAAGUGGACACUUCCCUGUUAAACUUGAUUCAUGCUCUUGAGAUGUCUAAGGAAGAUGCAGAAAGAAAGAAGGAAGAGACAGAAAAGGAGCAAUUUAAUGUGCAAGAGAAUGCACUUAGUGAAAAUCAUGGUGAAGAAAUGGAAGACAAUGGUGUUAUUAUUUGAUUGAGCUUUUACUAAAAAUAGUUAGUGACAUCUGUGUAUUCACCCUUUCGGUGGCAAAUUCUAUGUAGAACUUGAAUAUCUGUGUGUCCCUAUGUUUGAAUAUUUUCUUGGGCAAAUAAUGAAGAAUGUUGUUCAAACAUUCUAUUAGACUAUGGAUCAACUUCACAUCAUUUUAGUUUCUUUUUCAAAUAUUACUCAAUAAUGGUUGGUCCAAUGAACAUGAAAUUUAAUUUUAAACAAACUUUAUAAUCAUCUGUAUCACGGUAUAAUUGGAUUUGAUGGUCAUUAGAUAGCCCAGUUGAAAAGGUGCGUUUUCAUCCAAGUUGUUGUUUGCUUUUCUCACUGAUCUUCCAUGGUGUACGCUGUUUGAAGCCUUGAAGGCAAAGAGAAAAUUUAAGUUAUUAUAAAGUGUUCAUAAAGCCUUCUGGCACAUAGAAUAAAGAAUUUGUUAAAGUUAUCUUAUGAGAUAAAUAUUUUUUUUUUUUCAUGUGAACUAAUGAAGUUAAGACAUUCUAUUAA
Abrus precatorius (Indian licorice) is the source of this 2139-nucleotide messenger RNA. RefSeq names its product AAA-ATPase ASD, mitochondrial-like. The record is from RefSeq and is a predicted model, not a curated record. Gene Ontology annotation, molecular function: ATP binding; ATP hydrolysis activity. Bases 148 to 1620 code for a protein of 490 amino acids. NCBI's taxonomy places the organism in Eukaryota, Viridiplantae, Streptophyta, Magnoliopsida, Fabales, Fabaceae. The transcript has a single exon.